GGAGGUGCGCUCGCCGGUGCUGUGUUUGGCGGGUGGUGGCGGCGGCGGCGGCGACGGCGACGCGCACAGAGGCGGACUGUGGCUUCCUUGGUGCUCGCGGCGGGCUGCGGGCCGGGCCGCCCGCCCUCCCCGCCGCCGCCGCCCCCGAGCCUGCGGGCGGCGCCGAGGCCGAGGAGCGCUCGCUGCAGCACAUGCUGCGUGCCAUAGCGGAGGAGCGCGGCCGUCUUAGCCUGCGCCGCGAGGUCUGCGGCCUCGGGUGCUUCAAGGAUGACCGCAUCGUCUUCUGGACUUGGAUGUUCUCCACCUACUUCAUGGAGAAAUGGGCUCCCCGGCAGGACGACAUGCUUUUCUAUGUGCGCCGGAAGCUGGCGUACUCCGGCAGCGAAAGCGGUGCAGACGGGAGGAAGGCAGCUGAGCCUGAGGUGGAGGUGGAGGUGUACCGGCGGGACUCCAAGAAGCUGCCAGGCCUGGGAGACCCUGACAUCGACUGGGAGGAGAGCGUCUGCCUGAAUCUCAUCCUGCAGAAGCUGGACUACAUGGUGACCUGUGCGGUGUGCACACGUGCUGACGGCGGGGACAUUCACAUCCAUAAGAAGAAAUCUCAGCAAGUGUUCGCGUCCCCCAGUAAACACCCCAUGGACAGCAAGGGGGAGGAGUCCAAGAUCAGCUACCCCAACAUCUUCUUCAUGAUUGACAGCUUCGAGGAGGUGUUCAGCGACAUGACCGUAGGGGAAGGAGAGAUGGUCUGUGUGGAGCUGGUGGCUAGUGACAAAACCAACACGUUCCAGGGGGUCAUCUUUCAGGGCUCCAUCCGCUACGAGGCGCUCAAGAAGGUGUAUGACAACCGGGUGAGCGUGGCCGCCCGCAUGGCACAGAAGAUGUCGUUUGGCUUCUACAAGUACAGCAACAUGGAGUUUGUGCGCAUGAAGGGCCCCCAGGGCAAGGGCCACGCCGAGAUGGCGGUCAGCCGAGUGUCUACAGGUGACACAUCCCCCUGUGGGACUGAAGAGGACUCCAGCCCAGCUUCGCCCAUGCACGAGCGGGUGACCUCCUUCAGCACACCCCCCACCCCAGAACGGAACAACCGGCCUGCCUUCUUCUCCCCAUCCCUCAAGAGGAAGGUGCCCCGGAACCGGAUCGCUGAGAUGAAGAAGUCGCACUCGGCCAACGACAGCGAGGAGUUCUUCCGGGAGGACGACGGUGGAGCCGAUCUGCACAAUGCAACCAACCUGCGGUCUCGGUCCCUGUCGGGCACAGGACGGUCCCUGGUCGGGUCCUGGCUGAAGCUGAACAGAGCAGAUGGAAACUUCCUUCUCUAUGCACACUUAACCUACGUCACGUUGCCGCUGCAUCGGAUUUUAACAGACAUCCUGGAAGUUCGGCAGAAGCCCAUCCUGAUGACCUAGCCGCGUGCGGAGCCUGCGCAGAGCCCCGGCCGGGCCCAGCCCUCGGAGUGCUGCCAAGUGCCUACCUGUCCACCGCCACCGGGGUCUGCGAUGGCACGCCAGUGCUGGAGCCGCAGCCAGGCGAGGCCACUCGACUCCCGGGGCCGGGGCCGACUCCACGAACACCAGCCCAAACUGAAGUGCCUCUUCCCUCCCCUGCUGGCGCUGCUCCGCCCUGUGCCCCCCGCCCAUCGCCCCCCACCCAUCUCUGGAGAGCCCUCUGCACCCAAAGAGGACUAGAGAUGCCGAGCGGCCAUGAGAGAGAGCGGAAGGAGCAGCUGAUGCCCAGAGCGGGGCCAGAGCGGCGGGUCUAUGUUCACGUCCCCCCAGCAGCAGGCGGAACCACCCAGCCAGGGCACUCAGUGCAUUGGACUGUCCACAUGUUCUUGAGGAAAGCCGGUGGAAGAUUCUGGAAUGCCGUGCGGAUGAACUUCAGCACCCGAGUCAGUCCCAGCUCAUCCUCCCCAGUUUACCACUUUGUUCUAAUAGGAGAUGGGAACACGAGAAGUUUGAUGGCUUUGCCCUGGGCUGGGAAUACCUCACCCACGCCCAGUUCCAGAAAGGCCUCCAGCUGAGCAGACGGCCCCGAUCCCGCCAGAACGGCCUUUUGCUUCCAGCCAAAGAACACCGCCAACACGCACACCUCCAACCUGGGACAUCCCACGCUGGGCCUCGCACGGAGGAACCUGCAGAAUUUGGAUUCUGAGGGUAGUCGGGAGGCCUCGGUAGCCAGGCAGAACAGGAUAUCUGCCAAAGGGUGUCUGAUGUGGGGUGGGGCUGGCAUCCUCCCAGGAAGGUUCUAGGUGGGACCCCGUCUUCUGGGGGCGGGGGUGUCUUUUCAUCUUCCCUGGUUUCCUAGAACUCACUUCCUUUGACGGCGUGUGUUGGUCCCAUCUCUCAGACCAGCUCACUGAGGCAGAGGAGUUGCUCAGAGGCUCACAUGGGCACCCCCAUUGGUUCGUGUGAGCAGCUGCCCAGCCCCAGGCCUGCCCUCGGCCUGGUCCAGCAUGAAGGCGUUUCCAUCUGCAAGGAUGCACGGUACCCUCCCCGAGAGCAGGCCUGUCCCCUACCCAACUGGGAAUAAACUGGAAGCUGGGUCUCUUUGUUGCUAUGUUUUUUUGUUUGAAGUUCCCAGGAAUAUUUGAGGGGUUCCGGUGAUGUGUUUAGGGAUCUUCUCUGUGGGGGAAAAGGAAGAGGAGGGUCUUGUUCUCCCAUCUGUUUAUUCUUUGGGCUCUGGGAACAGGGGACUACUUUGGGGCUUUCUCCAGACUUUUGUAUGUUGUUAUUAAAAGCGAGCUAUUGCAUUUCAUUCUGCCUCAGUUUGCCCACCUGUGAAAUGGGGCUGAUACCACCUACCUCACUGAAGUCCCAGGGUUCAAGUGUGUGGCUGGGUCAGGGCGUGGUCACCCGUCAUUCUGCAUAGGUCGGGUUGGAUGUUAGACUCCUGGGAUGCCCUCCUCCCCCUCGCCCUUUGUAAUAACCUAAUCUGAGACCGUGCUUGGUGGGGGGAUGUGAACUUUCUCUCUCCCCCAGCAGUGUCUGCUCAGGCCUGACAGCUCAGCUCUGCACGAUUUCAUGUUCCUAAACCCAUGUCUUAGGGCAGCACAGAGCCAGGUCAUGUCAUGCCCCAAAGUGUGGGGACAGAGCCUCAGGGAGCCCCGAGCAUGGUCCAGCCCCAUUUGAGUGCUCUCCGGGGAUGCCAAAUGCUGCUUCCAAGUUUGAGUCCAUGUGGCUAAAAUACACCCAUUUCUUCAGGAACUCUUCCCCUGGUUGUUCUGGGGAUCUUGGGAGAAACACAGCCCUGACAGCUCGUCCGUGGGAAGAUGAGGCAGUCCAGGUUGUGAGGAGCACAGCGGCCCGCCCUCUGUUCUCAGAGGUGAGGGGCGGGAGAAGGUUGUCUCCUCUGGGGCCAGCAUUUGGCCAAGCUCGGAGGCUUGGCCAGCACUGCUGGAUGGCUCAGAGCAAGCUGGGCUCCCCGUCUGUAAGAUGGCAAAAAUGCUGCCCCCCUCACAGGGUGACCAUGAGGACCAGUCACAGUGAUGUGUGAAAGGGCUCGCUGGUCACAGAAACGUGUACAAAUCAUGCUAUUUUAGAGAUCAGCCCUCAAUUUGUAAGGCAUGUGAACAGGGCACGCGGUGGGCUGGUGGUUUCAUAGCCGACACACAGCGCCUACCAUGUGCAGCUGCCUGUCCGACCCCAUCUUACAGACGAGAAAACCAGCACACAGGCACCAAGGAACUGUCCGGAACUAACAGCAGGGGCCGGCGAUGGGAGUCAAACCCAGGCACGCGGCCUGGCCUGCAUGCUGAGCCACAUGGUGCUGUCCGGACAGAUGGACAGACACUCGGUGGAGUCUGCCUUUCUCAGGCCCUAAAUCCCUCUCCAAAGGGUACUUGCGAUGCCGGAUUUAAAACUUGCUCAGAGCCACUUAGCCACUUGAGAACCAGACAGUAAGGUGUUACUCCCAGGUUUGUUUUUCCAAAGUAACAGAUGACAUGUGGAAUAAAGUAAUAGAGUAACAAGUGGCAGGGCCAGAACCAGGGUCCCCAAAGUCCUGGUGUUGGCACAUUUGUACUUCUUGUAAGACCAUCUUUAAUUUUUCUGGGAACACACCUGCCUUUUGUGUAAUGCGGGGAAGACUAAUGCAUGGUGACACCUAGUUUUCCUCAACAGGACACUUGAUCCCAAAACCCCUUUAAGACCUUAGGUUUCCUCAGCGGAAAACUGUACUUUAAUCCCAAACCCCCUUUAAGACAUAUUGGGGCUGGGCGCAGUGGCUCACGCCUGUAAUCCCAGCACUUUGGGAGGCUGAGAUGGGUGGAUCACCUGAGAUCAGGAGUUCAAGACCAGCCUGACUAACAUGCUGAAACCCCAUGUCUACUAAAGAUAGAAAAAUUAGCUGGACAUGGUGGCAGGCACCUGUAAUCCCAGCUACUCGGAAGGCUGAGGAAGGAGAAUCACUUGAACCUAGUAGGCAGAGGUUGCAGUGAGCCGAGAUCACGCCAUUGCAUUCUAGCCUGGGCAACGAGAGCGAAACUCUGUCUCAAAAAAAAAAAAAAAAAAAAAAAAAAAAAAAAAAAAAAAGAUACAUUGGUCUUUAAACCCAAACCCCCUUUAAGGCAUGUUGGUCUCAAGGGGAUUUGGGAUUGAAGCACAGCUUUCUGUUGAGGAAACCUAGGUGUCACUUUUUAGAACAUUAAAAAGAAAGUUGUAGGGUGGGCUUUUCCAUUUAAAGGAAUGUGAUGAUCCUAGGUUCUGAUGAGUGAUAGGUGGUCUCCGUUUAUACCCUUUCUUCUUUUGGCACCUGUAAGUUCCGGUAGUGGCCAUCUUACAUUCUCAUGUCCUGCUGGAAGUGCCUAGUUGCCUGCAAAGCCAGCUAAGGCUUAUUAUUUCAAAAGAAGAUUAUUUAAAACAUGAGUGACAGGUAGUCAGAAGAGAACAAAAGGACGCAAGAUACUCUAUAGCCAAGUCAGCUUGGAGGCAGGAUGGGUUGCUGAGUGAAGUCGCCGCUCACUUUUGGAUUCUUAUGGACUGUGAGUUAGUCUUCCCUCUACACGGAGUCACAGGAAGGGUAUAAAUGCAUGUUCCUGAGGUGCCCUCCCCCAAAGAAUGUACCUGCACUCAAACCAGGAUCUGUUUUUGCUGUUUUAAUCAUAAAUAGACUAGUUAGUAGAAGACUUUUGAAGAACAAAGUAAAACUUUUUUUUUUCAUUAAAAGAUGUCCCAGAGGAAAGGCCCUGUGCAGCCAGUAUAUUCUAAUGACUGCCUGGACCAUGUCCUAAUAUGGUGGUUUUAAGUUGUUGGCCAAAAUCCUUUAAAGACAUACGAAACAUCUGCCAACUUUUUAGCGAACUUAACAGGUUUCACUGACGUUUUCCUCAAUUUUUGAAUUUAGGUGGGAUUUGCUUUCAUGUCCUGUUUCAAAAACCAAGUGUCUCUUGACAGCCCACUGGUUCUUCCUGUCCUCUUGCUCUAGUCUGUAUCAGAAAGCAGAAUGACUGUACUUUUGUUUUACAAACAACCACCUGAUAGGACGGACACUCCACGAGAUAAGGAAAGGCACGUGCCCUUGAGCUUGAAUGGAAGCAGCCUCUGGAGGGGGCAGCCACUGCCCUUCGAGGGAGAGCAGCUCUUCAGCAGUGGCCAGAGUGCCACGUGACUCUGCAGAUGACCCCUGGGAGCCGGGUGAUGGGCACCUGCUGGGGCUUUUGUUUUUUCUUUUUCACUGGCUGGCUUGAUCCUCAGUGGCAAAAGGACCCCUGAGCCCCUUCUCCGAGCCCUGGAGCACUCCUCGGGACACCGAGUGGCCUCAGGGCUGGGUUCAGAGCUCCUCCCGCAGGGGGAGCCUCAGAAGUGGAGGCAGCUGCUGAUGGGUGAGUUUACAACUUCUUAUCCUGCCUAAGGCGAGUAGGCGUUUUUAUUCCGUUUCCAGUCCUUGAGCUCAGCAGAUCAAAAUAACAGUGACCCUGCAACCCCACAGAGCCCGCGACACGCUCGCUUUCUUCCCCGCCCUGCCCCUUUAGUCCCCGCUCUGGAAGGCCAGGCAGUUUAGGUGUAAAUAGGUAUCUUUUAUGGUUUCCAAAUGAAUUAUUUGUGUGAGAGUAAUUAAAUCUGUAAGAAAACCUGUUGAGAUUCUUCACUAUGAAUUAUGACUUCUACAACAUGUAUUUUAGCAAAAACACGAUGCUGGCCUCCACUGGAUAGCUCAGUAUGCUGAUUGCCAGUGAUAGUUCUGUACGCGUUACCAACAGCGUCUUUAUUAACCCUCUUCCACAUCCAGUGGAAAUCAUUGCUAGGCGGUAUUUGUUGGUUGGCUGUUAGCUUUGCUUUAUGAUUUCAUGUUUCUUUUAAAGGUUGUUUUGCAUGUUGAAUAUUAAAUUUUUUUUUUCUGUG
This is a messenger RNA of Homo sapiens (human), 6338 nucleotides long. RefSeq names its product KIAA0930. The transcript is spliced from 10 exons. NCBI's taxonomy places the organism in Eukaryota, Metazoa, Chordata, Mammalia, Primates, Hominidae. Bases 192 to 1406 code for a protein of 404 amino acids. The record is from RefSeq and is marked validated.